Molecule: messenger RNA, 1765 nt
Organism: Mercurialis annua (annual mercury)
Lineage: Eukaryota; Viridiplantae; Streptophyta; Magnoliopsida; Malpighiales; Euphorbiaceae
Product: low-temperature-induced cysteine proteinase
Exons: 5
Coding region: 115-1449 (444 amino acids)
Cellular component (GO): lysosome
Molecular function (GO): cysteine-type endopeptidase activity
Source: RefSeq, a predicted model, not a curated record
AAAGUAUAAAGAAAGUUCCUGUUGUUUUUCUUGGCUCUCCACUUUUGUAGUGAUCCGACCAAUCCAACAUAACCAAAAAGGCCAACGACCAAAAAGAAAGGCCUCCAACAAAAAAUGAACUCUCACUUCCUUCCUUCUACCCUGUGCUCCAUCACUCUCCUUUGCUCUUACUUAUCCAUUGCUUCUUCUUCUUCUUCGGACAUUUCUAAACUCUUCGAAACCUGGUCCCAACAACAUGGUAAAACAUACGCAUCACCCCAAGAGAAGCUGUUUAGGCUCCAAGUGUUGGAGGACAAUUUUGAUUUUGUCAAGAAACAUAACAGUAGGGCUAAUUCUUCGUAUACCCUUUCUCUUAAUGCCUUUGCUGAUCUCACCCACCCUGAGUUUAAAGCUUCUCGAUUGGGUCUUUCUCCUGCUUCUGCUUCUGCCAAUCUUCAUGGGACCAAAUUACCGUUUCCUGAUUUCGUUGGUGAUCCUCCUUUGUCGAUUGAUUGGAGAAAAAAAGGAGCUGUUACUGAGGUUAAAGAUCAAAGCAAUUGCGGUGCUUGUUGGUCUUUCUCAGCCACAGGAGCAAUUGAAGGCAUAAAUAAGAUUGUUAGCGGAUCUCUUGUUAGCCUCUCCGAACAAGAGUUGGUUGAUUGUGAUAAAGCUUACAAUAACGGCUGUGAGGGUGGACUUAUGGAUUAUGCAUUCCAGUUUGUCGUAAACAACCACGGGAUCGACACCGAGGAUGACUAUCCAUAUCAAGCUAAGGAAAAACCCUGCAAUAAGGAAAAGUUGAAAAGGCGUGUGGUAACCAUUGAUGGAUACACAGAUGUGCCACGAGAAAACGAGAACGCGCUGAUGAAAGCUGUUGCAAAUCAACCUGUAAGUGUUGGUAUAUGUGGCAGUGAAAGGGCAUUUCAGUUGUACUCGAAGGGGAUUUUCACUGGGCCAUGUGCAACAUCGUUAGAUCAUGCUGUACUGAUUGUGGGAUACGGAUCGGAAAAUGGAGUAGAUUACUGGAUUGCGAAGAACUCAUGGGGAACGCGUUGGGGAAUGAAUGGUUUUAUAUACAUGUUGCGUAAUAAAGGGGGUUCUCAAGGGCUCUGCGGUAUCAACAUGCUGGCUUCGUUCCCGGUUAAGACGAGCCCUAAUCCACCUCCUCCGGCUCCACCAGGACCAACUAAAUGUGAUUUUUUCAGUCGGUGUGGAGGAGGAGAAACAUGCUGUUGUGCUCACCAUAUUUUUGGAAUAUGCUUUUCGUGGAAAUGUUGUGAAUUGGAUUCAGCUGUCUGUUGCAAGGACGGACUUCAUUGCUGCCCACAUGAUUAUCCAGUUUGCGACACACAAAGAAAUGCAUGCCUCAAGUUUCCUGGUAAUGGUACAAGAAUGGAGACAGUCGCAAAGAAAAACUCCCAAGCAAAAUUUGGUAGCUGGAAUUCCCUUCUCGAAGGAUGGAUUCUGUAAAGCCUUCUCUAUUAAUUUUGCCUAUAAGUUUUCUAUAUAAAGCUCCCGUAAACAUUGUAUGCUUCACCGUUGUAACGAGGUUUCUAGUUUUAGACUUAAAUUUUCCGAACACCCAGCAGGCAAUCGGUUUAGCUAUAAAGCCGUGUCUCUCAGACGGUGACAUUUGGGUGCUACAUAGCAUAGUUUUGUUUUUUUACAAAGAACCACACAGUGAGGCUUGUACUAUUUCAUCUCUCUGUAGUCCAUAACCACGAAGUGUUGAGAUCUGGAAAUUGAAGUAGGUCUUUUUAGCUUAGACAUAAAAUUGCUUUUGGCA